GAGGCGGUGAGGACGGCAUGAAAAGGCUUUUUUGAUUGUGAUGGCAACUCACUGGAUUCAUGGUGCUUCAGGGAAGUUUCCGUAAUCCGCUCUUAGAAGCUGAGGAUGGUGCUUCAUCGUGCCAUCCAGGCAGCUCGGGAUGCAGACCUGGCAGCUCUGAAGAAUCUAGCAUCCUCCGGCCAACUCUCUGCUGCUAUCAGCGAUGCCCAGGGUGCAGGGCCUGUGCACCACGCAGCCCGGUGUGGGCGCCUGGACUGCCUGCAGUUCCUGGUGCGUGACCUCGGGCUGCCGGCAGACUCUCGAGCUUUAAACGGAGCCACGGCAGCACAUGAUGCAGCAGCUACUGGUAACAUCCGGGAGCUGAAGUGGCUCGUGGACCAAGGAGGCUGCAGCAUCCAGGAUCAGGAUGCAGCAGGAGCCACGGCUCUUCACCUAGCAGCUCGCUUCGACUGUGUGGAGGUGACCCAGUGGCUGCUGUCUGUCGGAGGGGAGGCCAAUGUAGCGACCAACUGUGGAGCGGUACCGGCCCACUAUGCUGCAGCCAACGGGGGGCUCACCUGCUUAAAACUUCUCCUCCAGGAGGCCCCUAGGUGUUUGAACCAGCAGACGGGUUUGGGAGCCACCCCCCUGUACCUGGCCUGCCAGGAGGGGCACCUGCCCGUUGUCCAGUAUCUUGUAAAAGACUGUGAGGCGGACGUUCACCUGAGAGCCCACGACGGCAUGUCCUGCCUUCAUGCUGCUGCUCACAUGGGGCAUCAGGCUGUGGUGGGUUGGCUGGUGACCUGCACCGACGUGGAUUUGUCCUGCCAAGACAGAGAAGGAGCAACAGCUAUGCAUUUUGCUGCCAGCAGGGGGCAUUAUUGCAUCUUGGAGCUGCUGCUUUACAUGGGUUCUAAAGUCAUCAAAGAUUUCUGGGGAGGGACUCCUCUUCAUGAUGCUGCAGAGAAUGGAGAGCUGGAGUGCUGUAAAAUCCUGUUGGCCAAUGGAGCAAAUCCUACAGAUGAGGAUAUUGAUGGAUUCACAGCAGCAGACUUGGCAGAGUACAACGGGCACUCUGAAUGUGCCAGAUAUCUUCGUGCCAUAGAGAAAAACGCAUCGUGUGCAGACAGAUCCAUCGAGGUUCUGACUCCGGCAGAGGAGGACGUGGAGGUGAAGCAGACUGUGUUGUUUCCUCGCAGCAAAGAGGACUACUACGGGAGGCUGAGUGAGGAGUGCAGAGACAGUCAAAGCUGUAACAAACACAUGGAUAGUUUGAAGCAACCUGAGUGUGAGGAGCCACCACAGGCUAGAUACCCUCAGGCCGCCCCUGCACCUCCACCACCCUCUGCUUCAGGAAGAACCGCAGCAAGGAGAAUAGAGCAGGUCCAGAUUGCCGCAUCGGUUAUUAAAGGUUUUAAUCAGUCCAAGGCAGCUGGGAGUGAGAGAAGCGCCUCUGCUGAUAAGACAGUAUUUCCUGAUACAAACCUCCUGGCUGAGAGGAAACUCCUGGGUGACAUGAAGAACAUUAAAUCGCUGAAGGAGUCAGGGAUGUCAGGAGUCUUUGCUGGACAAGCAAGCAAGAUGGUGGUCCUGCCAACUGAGGAGGCUAACCUGUCAGACAUCGACUAUCUGGUGCCCACCCACGAUGAGAAAGGUCACCCCAUAGCUGAGUGGAAGAGGCAAGUCAUGGUGAGGCAACUACAGGCCAGGCUGCUGGAUGAGGAGGAUCAGAGGAGGAAGGAAAAUGGGAACAGAUAUGCCAAAGUCAGCUGGAGGUACUCCCAAGCCCACAAUGCCAUCCUGGGACCCUCCGGUGAGCUGCUGACUGAGGAUGACCUCAUCUAUCUGGAGCAGCAGAUUGCCAACGUCUCUCUGCAGAGGAACUGUGCAGGUUACGAGCUGGAGCUGGCUCGUCUGGCUGAGGAGCUCAGGCACAUCCUCCCAGCUCCCAUCGUCAACAUCACUGUCAACACCCAGUUCAGGAACUUCAAGAGCCAGGUUCCCCUACCUGUUUGGUGUGGCCGGAUCUCAGGCAUCGUCAAAAGCAUGUCUCUCCUCAUGACCAACCUGACAGACCAGCCCUACUGUAAGAUGCCCAACACUGAACUCAUCACCGUGUUUUCCCAGGCCCCGGACAGACAGAUCUCCAAUAGGGUGCGCAGGGAGAGCAUCGAGGAUGAAAUCCAUCAUUUCGGAGUGUCUGUGAGGACUUUGAGGUCAAACUUUGAGAAUCAGGGCACAUCCUUACCAGACCAUCCAGAGGAAGGCCUUACGUUCUGUCCUUCCUCUCUGCUUGAAGAUAGACAGUUGAAGGAGUUGCAGCCGGCAGCUGAAACAGACCAGAACAGUGAUUCUGGGAUCGAUAAUGAUGAAAACGUGGCAGAUGUCCAGGAAACCACCAGCCUCAGGAAGGAGCGCAUAGUAGUCCUCUUUUUAGGUCACUGGAAAAAGUCUGCCUACUCGGUGACACUGAAGAGCAGGGAUGCGGUCAAAAGGACGAUGAGCAAUGGCAGCACUGGGGCUCAUGCAGAGUAUGGUUCUGGUGCAGCGGACAGCGCGGAAGGCGACGAGUCUGUGAUGAUGAACAGCUCACUGGGACAUUUCUUUAAACAGAGGAGCGCCGUCAACAAGAUGCUGGGAAACUGGAGGAAGAUGAUCUCCAGCGUCCCCUCCAGACAGAUACACAG
Messenger RNA from Cyprinodon variegatus (sheepshead minnow), 2666 nucleotides. Its product is annotated as espin-like protein. Gene Ontology annotation, cellular component: cytoplasm. The record is from RefSeq and is a predicted model, not a curated record. The transcript is spliced from 10 exons. Lineage: Eukaryota; Metazoa; Chordata; Actinopteri; Cyprinodontiformes; Cyprinodontidae. The annotation marks the transcript as partial. Gene Ontology annotation, biological process: actin filament bundle assembly. Gene Ontology annotation, molecular function: actin filament binding.